Messenger RNA from Cuscuta campestris, 3490 nucleotides. The record is from the annotation of a GenBank genome assembly. NCBI's taxonomy places the organism in Eukaryota, Viridiplantae, Streptophyta, Magnoliopsida, Solanales, Convolvulaceae.
GUGAUUUAUAAAUCAGAGACAGAUUAUAGUGCCUAUUUGUGCCAUGGUUUUUCACUUGUGGAUGUAUGAACUGUACUUGUCGUAAAAGAGGUCAAUAUUUAUGAUUUAUUUUCUUAAGAAAGAAUUUUCCAUAGAAUGCUCUGUUUCGGAACCCGCCGGUGCAGAAGAAACCAGUCUCCCAGAAGCACAAAGAAUUUCAACCGAGACGUCGAAGAACAACGACAAGAAGAGUUUAAGUACGCAAGCACGCUCUCCUGGUCUUCACAUUACAGCGUUUUCGUUGUUCGUCUCGCCAUCAUGGUGAUGCUGGCGAUUCUGAUUGCGUUGUUAACCUUACUAACAUGGCACUUCACCAGAGCUUACACGAAAAGAUCGCUAAGCACGCUGGCGUUCGGCCUCCGCCACGAGCUCCUCCAGAGGCCCAUACUGAGAAUGUGGAGCAUCCUGAACUCCACGGUGGAGAUAGCCACUGCCCAGGUGAAGAUGUCGGAGUUCGUGAUCAAACGUUAUAGCGGCGCCGUGACGCAAGCAGAGCAGGUGGAGCUCUAUGACGCCAUGAAGGAGGUGACGUGGGCGCUGUUUGCCAGCCGGAAAGCUCUCAGUUCCUUAACCAUCAACUACAGGAAUGGCUUCGUCCAGGCCUUCCACAGAGACCACCGGAGCAACAACACCUUCUACAUAUACUCCGACCUCUCCAACUACUCGAUCAGCGGAAGUUACAUGGAUGUCCCCGCCGCCGCCAGCAUGGCGGCGGCGGCGGCAUCCCGUCAGGGAUGGGACGACCGGUCCAUACGCAGCAACACGUCUGCAGUAUGGUACCGGGACCCGCUGGACCCCGUGACGGGGGCCAGGAUUGGGAAGCAGGGGGAGAUCCCGCCGGACGAGCUGAUCAACAUCGCCGGGAUCUCCCAAGUGCCCGACGGCACCGCCACCUGGCACGUCGCGGUCAGCAAGUACUCAGACUCCCCUCUCCUCUCCGCGGCGCUUCCCGUGUGGGACCCGGAGAACGAGAGCAUAGUGGCGGUGGUGGGAGUCACCACGGCGCUAUACAGCGUGGGGCAGUUGAUGAGGGAGAUUGUUGAGUUCCAUAGUGGACACAUAUAUCUAACCUCUCAAGAGGGAUGGCUUAUCGCCACCUCCACGAACACCCCUCUCUGGGUGAACUCGACGAAGAGGCCAAAGCUGAUCAUGGCCGUUGAUUCUGAGGACCCGGUGAUACAAGAAGGGGCAUUGUGCUUGCAGAGACAGUACGGAAACAACAUCCCACCGGGCGAAGAAGUCCACAUAGAGAAUGCAAAGCUUGGGAAUCAGCUGUAUUACAUUGACUCCUUCUUUCUGAACUUGAAGAGACUCCCCAUGUUUUUAGCAAACAUGAGUCAUGAACUAAGAACGCCCAUGGCUGCGGUUAUUGGUUUGCUGGACAUUCUUAUAUGCGAUGACGGUCUCACAAAUGAGCAAUCUGGGACCGUCACUCAGAUACGCAAAUGCUCAACUGCUUUACUCAGGCUCCUCAACAACAUUUUGGAUCUUAGUAAGGUAGAAUCUGGGAAGCUGGUUCUGGAAGAGACCGAAUUCGAUUUGAGUCGAGAGCUCGAAGGUCUCCUUGACAUGUUCUCCGUCCAAUGCUUUAACCACAAUGUGGAAACUGUUUUAGAUCUCUCUGAUGAUAUGCCAAAACUAGUUAAAGGGGACUCUGGCAGAGUUGUUCAAAUAUUUGCAAACCUACUGAGCAAUUCUCUGAAGUUCACAACUUCUGGCCAUAUCAUUCUCCGAGGAUGGUGCGAGAAUUCAAAUUCAAACACUCUCACAAGCAGCAGAAAGGGCCCGAUGGAAUCUUGGCCGAGUCCUAAAGUGAAGUUUAAGGAUCAAGAAGGAGGCCAUUGUGGAAAACCUUUCAAGAAGGACAAUGACAAAACUGUCCUUUGGUUUGAAGUUGAUGACACUGGUUGUGGGAUUGAUCCAAGCAAAUGGGAGUCUGUGUUUGAAAGCUUUGAGCAGGCUGAUCCCUCCACCACAAGAUUGCAUGGUGGAACUGGUCUUGGCCUAUGCAUAGUACGUACCCUGGUGAACAAAAUGGGUGGUGAGAUCAAAGUUAUGAAGAAAAAUGGUGAAGGCACUCUGAUGAAACUUUGUCUCCCACUGGACACUCCUAUGAAUGACAUAGGACAGUUUUGUCAUUUGAAUAUGAGAGAGCAGACAAUGACUGUAUUGCUUGCACUACAUGGGAGAAUGGGAAGGGUAAUAAUGUCCCAAUGGUUAGAGAAAAACGGAGUCCACACUCGUGAAGCAUCUGACUGGAAUGAACUCACGCAAAUGCUUCAAGGGCUUCUGACACGCACCUCUCUCUUUGCCAUAGUUAUUGACAUUGGACUGCUCGACUUGAGCACAGCCAUAUGGAAGGAGCAGCUUGGUUUUCUUGACAAAUGGAGUGGUAGAGCAAAGUUUGCUUGGAUUCUUUACCACGACACUUCCAACUCCAUCAAAUCCGAGUUGCGUAGAAGAGGGCAUCUCUUGAUGGUAAACCGACCGCUUUACAAGGGGAAAAUGAUUCAGAUUCUGGAAGCCAUAAUCAAUGCCAACAAACUUGAACCAAAAUCUUGUCUAGACAGCCCAGACAAAUCUGAAAACUCGGAAUACGGAAAGGGUAAACUCGUCACCGAGACAAAUUCAGAAGAUAAUACUACAUCAUCUUCCGAAGACUAUCCAAGGCAGGCAGGGAAGGGAUCAGUAGAAUUAAGCAAUGUUGGGUCCAGAAAGGAAACAAACCAACAAAAUCUUCUUGCAGGACUAAGAAUACUACUUGCUGAGGAUACGCCCGUGCUUCAGAGAGUUGCGACCAUAAUGCUGGAAAAAAUGGGAGCAAAGGUUGUGGUUGUAGGGGACGGGCAACAGGCCGUGGAUGCCAUCAAGUCCAAAGACCGCAGAGAUGACGAAGGAUCAUUUUCCCCGGCUUUUGACUUGAUCCUGAUGGAUUGUCAAAUGCCAAAGAUGGAUGGGUAUGAAGCAACAAAAGCUAUAAGAAGAUCAGAAGUGGGGAGUGGUUCUUCUUCACACAUACCAAUAGUGGCAGUGACAGCACAUGCAAUGUCAUCAGAUGAAGCCAAAUGUUUGGAGGUGGGAAUGGAUGCUUAUUUGACUAAACCCAUUGACAGAGACCUCAUGCUUUCCACCAUCCUCUCCUUAACCAAGAAAACACUCCUCCCACCACUGUCUUGUUGAUCUCUUUCAUUUGUGUCAAUCAGCCUAGUUGAUAAGGGAUAGUUUGGAUGGAAUUUAUUCAGAAGGGAUAAUAAGAAGAAAAAAAGAAAGAGGGAUAUGUGGUAAGAACUAAGAAGAGACCCAAACAUUUAACAUUGAGUUGAUAAUGAAUUAAUUAAUGCUAAGGGAUUGUUUGGGUGAUGUAUUUGACUCUUAAGAGUAAAUAAAAAGAAAAUAAACUGCUACAAAAAGGGGGGGCAUUCAAAAAGGAUAAUGAAUACUGUUAAGGGAU